UAAUCCAUUUUCUGAAGUAUUUAAUACUAUGGUCUGAACAGAGCAUUUUGGUGAGGAAGGUUGGUUUUCGCUGAGCUGUGUGUUCUCCUCUCAAUAUUUUAAAAGACCUUCCCUUCAUAUGGUCCCCUUUGUAUCAUAAAUCACACUCAUUCUUCUAACUUCUUUUUUCUCUUCUCUAUUUCAACUUGUUAUUAUUAUUUUUUUCUCUCUAUGGAGAUGUGGGAACAUUUUGAGACACCAUGAAAUUCCAAAUCUUUAAUCUCCAUUCAUGGUGGUGGAGGAUUCUUGUUUUUCUUUUUCUGUUCGGAUUUCAAGCUUCUGGGCUUAACACUGAUGGAGUUUUGUUACUGACAUUCAAGUACAAUAUUCUGAGUGACCCUUUAAGUGUUCUACAGAACUGGAAUUCUUGGGAUGAAACGCCUUGUUCAUGGAAAGGAGUAGCCUGUGGAAACCCAAAUGCUUCGGACCCAAACCUUCGAGUAACAAAUUUGUCUCUUCCUAAUGCACAGCUUCUUGGUUCUAUUCCUUCUAGUCUUGGUAUGAUUCAGUAUCUUACAAAUCUUGAUCUUUCUAAUAAUUCUAUCAAUGGGUCUAUUCCUCUUACUCUUUUUAGUGCCCCUGAGCUCCAAAGACUUGAUUUUUCUAACAACAGAAUCUCUGGUGAGUUGCCUGAGAUUGUCGGACGUUUAAAGAAUCUUCAGUUUCUUAAUUUAUCCGGCAACUCUUUGGCGGGAAACUUACCGGCAAAUCUUACUAGGCUUCGUAAUCUAACUGUUGUUUCUUUGAAAGAUAAUUACUUUUUUGGUGCUGUUCCGUUUGGGUUUAAUUCAGUUGAAGUUUUAGAUCUGUCUUCUAAUUUGAUUAAUGGGUCAUUGCCUCCUAAUUUUGGAGGUAGAAAUCUUCGUUACUUUAAUGUUUCUUUUAAUAGACUUUCUGGAGAUAUCCCACCUGAAUUUGCCAGCAAUAUACCUCCAAAUGCAACUUUAGAUCUUUCGUAUAACAAUUUUAGUGGUGCAAUUCCCGAGUCAAGUGUUUUCAUUAACCAAAGUAGAAAAUCUUUUUAUGGGAAUCCUGAAUUAUGUGGUGCCCCGCUGAAAAAUUUGUGUCCAAUUCCAUCCACAAGAACAACUCUGCCAGGUUCCUCUGAGCCAACUUCUUCUCCAGCAAUUGCAGCUAUUCCCAAGACCAUAGACUCAAACCGGGCAGCCGAAUCCGCAGAUUCAGCAUCCGGCUCUUCAAAAGAAGGCAAAAGUGGGCUGAAAACAGGUACAAUUAUUGGUAUAAUAGCAGGGGAUAUUGCAGCAGUAGUUGUUUUAGCACUGAUUUUCAUGUACGUAUAUCGUGCAAAAAAGAAGAAAAAGAACAUUGAAAACAGCAUAAAACAAGAAGCCGAAACCGCUAAAGAUUUUGACUGGGCAUCGUCAGCAUCAUCGGAAGAAUACAACUGGUUAAGGUCAUGGACUUGUUUGAGAAAACAAAGGCAAGGAGAUGGCGACGAAUUAUCUGAAGCUUCCAGUUCAGAAAGUGAAGAAAGUGAAGAAAAAUCCCAAUUGGGUCAUCAGCAGAAUCACGUGAAUACAACAGAACAAAAAACAGGUGAGUUAGUAACGGUUGAUGGAGAAAGGGAACUCGAAUUAGAGACUUUGCUUAAGGCAUCUGCUUACAUUUUGGGUGCUAGUGGUUCAAGUAUAAUGUACAAGGCGGUGUUAGAAGAUGGUACAACACUGGCAGUGCGACGAAUUGGAGAAAGUGGCAUGGAAAGGUUUAAAGAUUUUGAGAAUCAGGUGAAGAUAAUUGCUAAAUUGGUGCACCCAAAUUUGGUUAAAAUUCGUGGCUUCUAUUGGGGUGCUGAAGAGAAAUUGGUCAUUUACGAUUUUGUUCCUAAUGGUAGCCUUGCCAAUGCACGUUACAGAAAAGCUGGUUCUUCGCCAUGCCACGUACCGUGGGUAAUCCGGCUAAAGAUUGCUAAGGGCGUGGCUCGUGGGCUCGCUUACAUUCAUGAAAAGAAACAUGUCCACGGCAAUUUGAAGCCGAGUAACAUUUUACUGGGGGCAGAUAUGGAGCCAAAGAUUGGUGAUUUUGGAAUUGAAAGACUUGUAACAGGAGAUAGCAGUCAUAAGACGUAUGGAUCAGCUCGUAAUUUUGGUAGCAAAAGGUCCACAGCUUCCCGUGAGAGCUUCCAGGACUUUACAUCUGGGCCUACUCCAAGCCCAAGUCCAAGUGCAUUGGGCAUAUCUCCUUACCAUGCACCCGAGUCGCUUCGUAGCCUCAAGCCCAACCCGAAGUGGGAUGUUUUCUCAUUUGGGGUGGUGUUGCUGGAGUUGCUAACUGGGAAGGUGAUUGUUACGGAUGAGAUGGGACCUGCUGCGGUCAUCGGGGCUGCCACGUCAGGAGGGGAAGAGAAGAGUAAAGUGUUGCGUCUGGCUGAUGUGGCGAUACGUGCUGACGUGGAAGGGAAAGAGGAUGCCUUGUUGGCACUGAUGAAGGUAGGGUAUAGUUGUAUAUCACCAACCCCUCAGAAGAGACCAGGCAUGAGAGAUGUGGUUCAAGCACUGGAAAAAUUUCCAACUAAUUUAACCACCUCACCAUAUUAUUAUGGUCCGUAGCAAUGAUUAAAUGAGGGACACAAUUGUAGAGACCUUGUAUGUAAUGAGACUGACAACUUCUUGUUUUUUUCUUUUUUUUCCAUUUAUUUUGGUUUGUCCUUCUAAUAUAGUAUUAGCCAUUGGUUUUCUUUUUAAUAGUGAUUAUCCUCAUAGGUUUUGUGCUGUAUUUUUCUUAAGGUAUGGUGACUUUGAAUUAUCAAUAUCUGACAACUUAUUCUGUGUUUGCGUA
Messenger RNA from Capsicum annuum, 2835 nucleotides. RefSeq names its product probable LRR receptor-like serine/threonine-protein kinase At4g37250. The record is from RefSeq and is a predicted model, not a curated record. The transcript is spliced from 2 exons. NCBI's taxonomy places the organism in Eukaryota, Viridiplantae, Streptophyta, Magnoliopsida, Solanales, Solanaceae. Gene Ontology annotation, biological process: protein phosphorylation. Bases 240 to 2606 code for a protein of 788 amino acids. Gene Ontology annotation, molecular function: protein binding; ATP binding; protein kinase activity.